Molecule: messenger RNA, 1791 nt
Organism: Fonsecaea nubica
Lineage: Eukaryota; Fungi; Ascomycota; Eurotiomycetes; Chaetothyriales; Herpotrichiellaceae
Exons: 9
Coding region: 1-1791 (596 amino acids)
Biological process (GO): transmembrane transport
Cellular component (GO): membrane
Molecular function (GO): transmembrane transporter activity
Source: RefSeq, a predicted model, not a curated record
AUGGCCGAACGAGCAUCGAACGAGGUGGCUGAGAAGUCAGUCCAUGAUCCCACCGCGGAGGUCCUAGAGGUCGAAAGGGCAGCGGAAUCUGAGCAGGAAAAAUUCCACUUAUCUCAAUUGAACAAGGUCGUGUGGCCUGUGUCGCUGGGCCUCCUGUUUGCGUGGACCGCUCAACAAGAAAUUCCCACUGUUAUCAACCCCAUUCUUGGUCCCCUAAAUGCCAGCCUCGGACCAUCAGAGACAUAUACUUGGAUUUCAUCCGCCUACAACAUGGCUAUAGCCAUUUCGUGGUGCUUUGUUGGUCCGUUAUCUGAUGCUCUCGGUCGACGAUGGUUCUUCCUCUGUGGAGGUGUUCUGGGCAUUAUAGGGGGAAUUGUUGCCGGUACAGCAAAGAGUGUUAAUACUGUCAUUAUCGGCAUGACCUUCUUGGGUGUAGCCGCGGCAAGUCAACAGGUCUCUGCUGCUGCAGCAGCAGAAAUCUUCCCAAUGAAGUGGAGAGGUUAUGUCCAAGCGGCGAUUGAGGCGCUGCCGUUUGCAUUUAACACUUUUGGGUCUCUCAUCGGAUACUCCAUGGUAAAAAGUGCCACGUGGCGCUGGGGGUUUUACAUCAACAUCAUCAUCGCCGCCAUCUCGACACUGCUUUUGUUCUUUUUCUACCAUCCGCCGGUGCCUCAGAAGGAGCUCUCCCGCUUUCAGAUUCUCAAGACUAUCGACUUCGUCGGCUGCGGUCUUUUCAUGGCUGGGCUUGGAGCUUUUCUACUCGGCCUGACUUGGGCUGCUGGAUCAUACCCUUGGAAAUCAGCACCGGUGCUGGUCCCAAUGCUUCUGGGAGUCUUACUUCUAGUUAAGCCUAUGGCUCGUCAAAUCCUCUUUUUCCAGGACGGAUAUUCAAAAGAUCUACAGGGUGCGUUUACUCAAUUUAAGAAACUCGGCCUAGCUGACGCGAUCUAUUAUCACAGGAUGAUCAGCCUGACCAUCGUUGUCUUCAUCGGCUCCAUCCCGCUCUAUGCCAUGCUGAGCGGCUGGGCACAGGAAGUGACAAUCCUGUUUACACAAGACCCUCUUAAAAUUGGUAUUUACGGAAUCCCUCAGGGAGUAGGGCUGGAGUUUGGCGCCGUCUUUGCUGGACUUCUGGUGAAGAUCAUCGGGCAUACGCACCUCCAACUAACGGCAUCAGCCUUCUUUACAACGCUGUUUGUCGCUCUCAUGGCGGUCUUGACACCUAAGAGUAUCAAUCCCGCGUUUGCCUUCCUGCUGUUGGGCUGUAUGGCCAUGAACUAUCUCCAGGUUACUGCAAUGAUCAUGGCACAACUUGGAGUUGAGCAUCGUGAUCUGGCCAAAGCAACUGGUCUCCUGAGCAUUGCCCGAAACGCUGGUGGCGCUAUUGCAGUUGCCAUGUUUUACUCGAUCUUGCGGUCUCGUGUCAGCGCCAAUCUGCCUCCAAGAGUGACAGAUGCAGUUCUGGCCUUGGGUCUUCCAGAGUCCUCACUUCCCGGGGUAUUACAAGGCGUGGCUUCUUUCAAUCAGACUAUGAUCAACGAAGCUCCUGGAGCGACACCAGCCAUUGCAGAAGCCGCCGUCUAUGCCGGCAAAUUGGCAUAUGCCGCUUCCUUCCGAGUGAUCUACUAUGUCGGUCUUGGCUUGGGUGUGGUCUCGAUCGUCGCAGCCUACUUCACUAAUGAUGUGAUAUCUCGCAUGACCGACACUCUUCAGGUCGACCUGAACGAGAAAGAUCAUGCACACCUCUUCAAACCUACUCAAGUCGAAGGGGUCGUUCGUGAUGAGCCAUAA